Molecule: messenger RNA, 1618 nt
Organism: Gossypium arboreum
Lineage: Eukaryota; Viridiplantae; Streptophyta; Magnoliopsida; Malvales; Malvaceae
Product: E3 ubiquitin-protein ligase PUB24-like
Exons: 1
Coding region: 254-1486 (410 amino acids)
Biological process (GO): protein ubiquitination
Molecular function (GO): ubiquitin protein ligase activity
Source: RefSeq, a predicted model, not a curated record
UCCGCAUUCGGGCAGAGUCGCCCCUUAGGUCUGUUAAUUUUCAACAGCCCGGUGCGCUCAAGUAUUGCGAGCGGUGCACGGUCAUCUGGAUAAUGCUUCCCAUCGGCGGUUUCUGUCAGUGUAAUUAAUUAGUUAUUUCCUCCCCCAUUCCAUACUUUUUGCCUCUCCCAUAUUACUUCCAAAUUUUCAGCUUCUUUCUUUCUUCAAUCAAUCUUUAGGAACAUUUUUUGUUUUUUUGCCAAAAGUAUAUUUUAUGGAAGAUCUUGAUGUUGAAGUCCCCAAGUAUUUCAUCUGUCCCAUAUCUUUGCAAAUCAUGAGAGACCCAGUGACCGCCAUAACUGGCAUCACCUAUGAUCGAGAGAGCAUCGAGCAAUGGCUACUCAAAGGCAAAAGCACCAACUGUCCGGUCACCCAGCAACCUUUGCCUACAGUCUCCGAUUUAACUCCUAACCAUACGCUGCGUCGGUUGAUCCAAGCCUGGUGCAAUGAGAAUGCUUCGCUUGGUGUUGACCGGAUUCCUACCCCUAAACCUUCCAUUAAUAAGUUCCAUUUCCUUAAACUCAUCAAACAGCUUCAGCAUCCUGAUUCCAAGAUGAAAGCUUUGAAGGAAUUGGAUUUGUUGGCAGUCAAGAAUGAAAGAAACAGGAAAUACAUGGUGGAAGCUGGGGUGCCUAAAGCUAUGCUGUCGUUUAUUGUAAAUUGUUUCAAGGAAGACUGUGUUAGUGGCCUAGAGGAAGCCCUAAGUGUCCUUUUCUUAAUUCGAAUUCCAUCGGCUGAAGCAAAUUUGUUACCCAAACAAAAUGAUCAGAUUAUCAAAUCAUUGAUCUGGGUAUUAGGAUGUGAAUUCAACACCCAGGUUAUGGCUAAAUCCCAUGCGGUUUCAGCAUUGAAAUCCAUCAUUGAAACAGCAAGUUCGGUUGUACUCGAGAGAUUAGAACCCAAGUUCUUCGAGAUGAUUGUCGGAGUUUUGAAACAAUGCACAACCAGGAUCACUCAACAGGGAAUAAAUUCAGCUUUGCAUGUUCUUUUAGACGCUUGCCCCUGGGGAAGAAAUCGGCUAAUGAUGGUUGAAUCGGGAGCAGUUUCUGCGCUUAUCGAGCUUGAAUUAGGAUCACCCGAAAAGAGAACCACCGAGCUUAUUCUGGGUAUACUCUUCCAUCUGUGUUCUUGUGCUGAUGGGAGAGCAGAGUUUCUCCGCCAUAAAGGCGGCAUCGCCGUUGUCACAAAGAGGAUCAUGAGAGUUUCACCGGCGGCCGAUGAUCGCGCAGUACUGAUUCUUUCGUUGAUAAGCAAGUUCUCAGCCACCAGUUGGGUUGUUCAUGAAAUGUUGGAGGUUGGAACUGUAACAAACCUUUGCAUGUUGCUCCAACUCGAUUGUGCAACCUAUUUGAAGGAAAAAACUAUGGAAAUACUUAGAUCACAUUCCGAUGAUUGGCUCAAGUUCCCUUGCAUCGACAAAUCUGUCUUGACCAGGUAUAUUAAAUAGUUUUACUUUUAAUUAAUUGCUUAAUACUAUGUAAUUCAUAUCAACUAUAUUUGCAUCCGCAAUUUUUACUAUUGGUUGCCACUAAAUCAUUUGUUUUACACUAAAUAUAAUUUUAUUGUCUUUUAAGGUUUG